AUGAGGAAUCCAAUCGGGGCAUUAUUUUCUGGAGUCGGUCAUGUAGUUGGAAGUAUAUUUGGUGCUCCACUCGAUUUUCUUUCCGGCAAGUCUUGCAACUCUUUGUGCGGUCCAACAUGGGAUUUGGCUUGUUACAUCGAAAAUUUCUGCAUUCAACAUCUAAUCAAAUUGUGUGCGGUUUCACUUCUGGUUUUCGUCGUUUUACUAUUCUUCUACUUUUUAUACAAGAUUGGAAUAUAUCACUGCAUUUUUCAUAUGCUAUGGAAACUUGUACGGGCAUGCAUCUGGUCAUUUUUCUCGGCCUGGGAACAAGGAUGCGAAUUUCUUUGUCAUAUGUUGUGUAAUGCCAAGGGUAAAAGGAGAAGACGCACGAGAGACAUUGAAAUGGCUGACAUGAAUAUUAAUGGAAGCGAUGAAGAAACAGACAUGGAAACAAGUUUUUCUUAUAGGAACAAUGGUCGAAGGAGAUUGUCGUCAAGAGACCAUAAAAGAAACCAUUUUAGAAGAUCAUUAAGGCCUAAAAGCCACCGGCUUCGUGUGGGUGUUGAUGGUGAUUCAGUUUAUGCUACAAAAAGAAAACAUAUUAAGCAUGGUGAUGUUCGAGUUGUUAAAACGUCAAGCUUUGCACGAAAGGGGACGAAUCACAAGAGAUCACGACGCAAAUAA
Lactuca virosa is the source of this 666-nucleotide messenger RNA. NCBI's taxonomy places the organism in Eukaryota, Viridiplantae, Streptophyta, Magnoliopsida, Asterales, Asteraceae. The record is from the annotation of a GenBank genome assembly.